Molecule: messenger RNA, 10135 nt
Organism: Spodoptera frugiperda (fall armyworm)
Lineage: Eukaryota; Metazoa; Arthropoda; Insecta; Lepidoptera; Noctuidae
Gene: CycT
Product: cyclin-T-like
Exons: 10
Coding region: 486-2960 (824 amino acids)
Biological process (GO): positive regulation of DNA-templated transcription, elongation; regulation of transcription by RNA polymerase II
Cellular component (GO): cyclin/CDK positive transcription elongation factor complex; nucleus
Molecular function (GO): cyclin-dependent protein serine/threonine kinase activator activity
Source: RefSeq, a predicted model, not a curated record
UAAAAAAAUAUUUAAUUAAUUAUGCCAUCAUUAGUUAUUAUCUCACUUAUAAAGAUAUGAUUUUCACUAAAGAAAUAAAGCAGUGUAUUGUAAACAGUGGUGGGUCGGCCAUUUGCACGGUGUGACAGAGAAUUUAGAUCCGCAUUCUGUCACCGGAGACCUUACUGCGUUAACCACCAAGUUUUACAAUGGCGUCCGUUUAAGAAUACCUAUCAAGAAUUUGUGUUGUGACGAUUUUUUUUUCAAGAGUUAUAUAAUUGAUUUGGACUUUUAAAAAAACCAAGUUUAUUUUUAGUUGUUAAUUAGUGAUUAAUAACAGUGUUGUACAUUCAAAAUGUUAAAUUACAAGUUUUAAAUCUCUCAAAUGUUAACGUGGUCUACGUCCGGUCGCCGCUGUCAUAGCGCUAUCCCUUUCCCACUCACGCACUUAGACGGAGCUCUGCUCUCCGUCGUGCUUUCUCGCAAGCAGUCGGAAUAUCCGCUCAAUGGCUGGUGGGCAGGAAAAAUGGUAUUUCAACAAAGAACAAUUACUGAGUUCUCCAAGCAGAAAAUGCGGUUUAGAUGCAGAUAAAGAAUUGGCAUAUCGGCAGCAGGCCGCGAAUUUAAUACAGGACAUGGGCCAGAGGCUUCAAGUCUCUCAACUAUGUAUCAACACGGCGAUAGUGUAUAUGCAUCGCUUCUAUGCGUUCCAUUCCUUCACACAGUUCCACAGGAACGCAAUAGCUGCAGCCGCAUUGUUUCUCGCCGCAAAGGUGGAGGAACAGCCAAGAAAACUAGAAUAUGUUAUAAAGGUGGCACACGUAUGCCUCCACCGAGGUGAGAGCCUCACGGCCCUGACGCCUGAACAGUAUCAAGAACAGGCGCAGGACCUGGUAUUCAACGAGAAUGUACUCCUACAGACCUUAGGUUUCGAUGUGGCCAUCGACCACCCGCACACGCACGUUGUACGGACGUGUCACCUUGUAAAAGCGCCGAAGGAUCUAGCGCAGACAUCAUACUUUAUGGCGUCAAACAGUCUGCAUUUGACUACAAUGUGCCUACAGUACAAACCGACAGUCGUCGCGUGUUUUUGUAUACAUUUAGCAUCUAAAUGGAGCAAUUGGGCGAUACCACAGUCAAACGAGGGUCGCCACUGGUUCUCCUACGUAGACCGGUCAGUGACCACGGACCUCUUGGAGAAACUGACUGCUGAGUUCCUACUUAUCUUCGAGAAAUGUCCAUCGAGACUUAAGAGGAAGAUGAUGAAUGUUAAGGCUGCAGACGGCAGUUCGCCUCACUCGUUGCCAAACGCGUCCGGCUCGGGCGUAGCGAAUUCACCGUUUGACAAGAAGCAUCCGUCCGGCGCCGAUGAUAUUGAUAAAUCCUUUGACAAAGAAUAUGAAAGAGAAAGAAGACGUCAACCGGUCCCCGGUGGCUACGUACCUGCAACAACAGCAGCGCCACCACAGCCACAACCACAGAGAAUAGACUAUAACCUGUACAGGGAGAAGAGGGAGAGGGAAGAGCGGGAGAGGCGGGAGGAAAGAGAGAGAAGGCAACAAGCCUUGCAACAACAGCAACAACAACAACAGGCCAGGCCUGGAGCGCCACAGCCCAGACCCAAUGCUCAACAACCCCCUCCCCACCACCGACCGUCCAGCCAACACCAUCAUAAACAACAUCAUCCCUGGCCCCCCCACAAACCUCAUCAUCAGAAACCUACUCACGACCACACCAGGCACCAUCGGCCUCCUAUACCAGGGCCUUCUACUUCCACAGUCACUGCCACAGCCACUACGGCGUCCUCACACCCUCCCCCCUCACAACCAGAAGUGGUCCCUCAAAGAACGCGUCCUCCUUCAUUAUUCUCACCUGAGAAUGCGACCACUCCCACCGCGGCUGCCGCGGCUGCCCCGCGUCGGCCCCAGCCACAACCUCAACCCCAACCCCAGGCACCGCCUGCACAUCGACCCAAACCCGAAGUGCGGCCUACGCCACCUCCUGCACCCCCCGUCCCUCAACCCCCCAUGCAAACACAAGAACAGAGGCCGCCCUCCCCGCAUAGGAAAAGGCCAGACCCUACCACAGCUAUCAGAGAAAUGCAGCCCCCUGCUAUACUCUCACCCUUCUCCUCACCCCCCUCUAAAGAGCCACCUAAGCAGCCGAGGCAAAGACAACAGUCUAGCUCUUCGGAGCCAGAGCUCGUGCCAGUCGUUAAGAAAAUUGACGAGACGCCCGGGUAUGAGAAUGUUAUACGGGACUCGCAGAGAGGGACGGCCAUCUCGGCGGUCAAAAAUAGGGCUCCAGAGCGUAAACCCGAGGUGCCGGGCAGGCCAGUGAACGGUAUCGAAACUGAUCCCACGCUAGUGUCCAACUUACUGAAGGAAAGCCUUGCCAAGCCUGCGCCCAUCACAGUGGCGACGGAGCGCAAGUCCCCAGAAGUGAAGCGCGAGCCCCCGCCUGAGCCGCCACCUGCCCCCGCCCCGGCCCCCGCGCCCCCACCGCCUGUCGUCAUAGAACCUCCCCCUCAACCCGCAGAAGAACUCCCGGAACACAGACAUAAGAAAGAGAAAAAGAAAAAGGACAAACACAAACACAAAGACCGGGACAAAUCUAAAGAGGAGAGGAAGAAACAUAAAAAGGAUAAGGAUAAGCGGAAAGAGAGUCCGCCGCCGCCGCCGGCGGAGACGCAGCAGGACGGAGCGCUGAGGAUAACUAUACCCAAGGAGAAGUUGUCGACGAGCCCGGGGCUCAAGAUCAAGAUCCCGAAGGAGCGGCUGGCGGCGCCGCCCCCGCCGCCGGCGCAGUCGUCGAGCCUCAAGAUCAAGAUCUCGCGCGACGUGCUGGACGCGUCCCGCAAGCGGGGCCCCCCGCCGGUCGCCGGGCCCCCGGCCGGGCCGCCGCACAAGAUGGCUCGCCACAACGGAGCGCCGCACAAGGUCGUCGAGCCGGCGUUGGGCAACGGUCACGUGGGCAAGUGACGUCACAGUACAGAGCCAAGCCCACGGUAGCUUCGUGUGUCGACGUUUCUCAAGCAUCAACUAUCGGACCUCAAUAGUGUAGUGUAACUACGGUUAACGUUUUUAUUUUUCACUGUUUAACUAUUUUUUUUUUCUACUCUUCUUGUUUCUAGACGCACGGUUUUGGCUCUGCUUGUGAUUCCUUUUAUAAAAUUCAAAUCACGGGCGCCUCGUCACACGUCACAGCUGUGUUUGAUGCCAGUGUGUAGUUUUGUUCGUCGUGGUAACGUUGUAAAUAAAACCUGCGCGGUUGUGUCGUAGUUUUGUAAUAGACUGAUUUUUUAGAGCCAAAACCGUGAUGUUCGUGGCGGGAUUUAGGUGCGGGGUUGCUAGCUACACUAAUAAAACGGCUUUUGACGCCGUUCCCACCAUACUGGGAUUGAAUGGGCUUGAUAUUAAACGUGUAUGAGUGUCAGUUUAGCAGAUACAGUCACCGAAAACAAUGUAAUAAAGAAUAAUCAUACCUUAAAUAACACUGACUUCUAAUUUAGACUUUAUGUUGGAGAGAUAAAGUCCACUUUUCUAGUUCAAGUGCUAUUUAACACUUCACACGCCUAAUCUGACACUAAUAUACUCCCCUUUUCGACGUAAAAUCGACAGCCAACCGAAAAUUGCCGAACUAAAAAAAUCGGAAACAAAACUGACAAAAAAAAAACGUAAAUUUUCCGGUUGACUGUCGAUACUGACUGUUGUUUGUAAAAUGGUGAGAUUUUUUUUUAAAUAAUUUAUAUGUAAGUGUAUAUUUUGUAGGUAAUUGGGGCCUGUCUAGACACUUAUAGUAUUUUUUUUCCUAUUUCUGGCUGGCCCAUACUUAUCGUGCGAUGCGGGCUCAGUGACAUCGGCAAAGUUCGUAAAAACCGAUCAUACCCGAAUCGAAAAUUUGACAUCUUGACAUGCCGGUUUCACUAAGAUCCACAUUGUUGCAGUAUCGAUAAAUUUAUUAUACUAUAUAUGUCGAUACUCUACGAUAGAAUGCUUACUUUAUGUAUAUGACGAUUCUUAUGAAUAAUUCUGAUUAGGUGUUAAAAAAAUAUAAAUUAAAAAAGAAAAAUACAAAACAAAAACAUGAUGACGUAGCGACGUGUGAUUGGGAGAAUGAAUUGAGAAAUAAAAUAAUAAAUUAAAAGCAAAAGCGAUGUAUAGGAUAUCAGAAAGAUUAGCUUAAGAUUUUGUUAGGUAGACAAUUGUGAAAUUUUAAUUAAUUUAGUAUCAUUUUAGGGUUGUUGCACACCGGCGACUAAGGCCGCGACUUUUUCGUGCGACUCGUCCUUCUAAUACUGUAAAUUCAACGAAUAGUCAGUAAGUUUGUGUUGUGUCGCAUUUAGUGUAAAAAUUGAGAAAGUGUAAGAAUAUUUUGUACAAGUAAUAUUAAAAAAUAAAUAUCAUAGUUAUAAUUGGUUCCCUUUUAAUUGUAAUUUUAAGACGUUAUUAUAACAGAGCUUAAUGAUUAAUUAGGAAAUUAGUUUGGGUUUUUCUAUUUAAAAAUUUUGUCUUUAUUUUUCGUAACUGAAGCCUUUGAGCUUCGAGUUUUGGGCUGAUAUUUAAGACCUAUAAACGAGUUAUAUUUAAACAUUUAUUUAAAGUGUGUUUUGUUAGAGAACGUAGCGUUUACAUAUACUGCAUUGCCAUUGUACUAACAUGUAACCAAACCUUAAAAUCGCGCGACAAAUCGCCGAAAAAGUCGCCCGACACGGCAACAGCCCGUCUUUUUUAUUUUAAUGUUUAGUGUUUAGCGAUUUGUUAUAGAGAAAUAAUUGUUAUUAUUUUCCCCGUAAGGCUAGGUCUUGUAAGUGUAAAUAAAACGUAUUAUUUUGAUGUGUCUAGGUUGACUAGAGCCUUCGCACCUGGAACGUUGUGACACCACAAAAUAACGUACCGCCCGUUCGAACAAAGAGCGUGUUCAGAUUUUGAAAAACUGGGAUUUUUGACUCCUAUAUCGACCAUAUAGUGAUUAUAUGGGUAAGCUUUAUUUUACCACUAUUUUAAGCUUCGCAAAACGUAUUUACGCAUUCUUUCCCACUCAUAAAACGGGUAAACUAGACAAUUAUAUCUAAUCACGGGUCUUUAAAUGAUUUUUUAACCUUCAGUGGGUGGUAAAUUAUAAGUAACCUGCGUUCGUAUAUUCUGUGUACUGAUUUAAUUUCAAAUUCAGUACAUACUUAGUAAAAGUUGGGCGAUUAGUUGCCCAACAGUCGCGCCACAAUCCCACAGUCUGAACACGCUCCAAUUUAGUCAAAUUGUAUUUAUGGAAACACAAGGAAAAGUAAUUUUUGUAUAAAUAUAUAUAAAAUGGUUAAAAAAAAUUAAUAAUAACAAUACAUUAUAGCAAAAGAUCGGCCAAGUUUCUUAAUAUAAUUAUGCGAAAAAUGUGAUAUAAAUGUUUUCAUUCAGGUAUAUAAUGGUUGUAAACAUAUAUCUAUACGUAAGUUCAUUUUAUAACGGUACCCUUUCAUUUAAACUGUUUUUAGUCCAGUUUUUUCGACAAAAUAACUAAAAUGGUUACUCACGAAGCUUUUCGAGAAGGAUGCUCGUUUAGUUUCAAGACACGAUAGGGAUUCAUAAUCGUCUGCAGCUUGCACGAUGACUUCCACAUGUAGUUUGACAACAAAAUAUUUAAGCAAUCAUACCAUCAAGAAUAUAAUAGUGAAAAACUAAAUCUUUGUCUUGAUUCUAGCGUUUGACAAAGUAUUACAUCACCUUUCAUCGUUUUUACCCGACAGACAAGAUCAAAAAUAAGUUGUUUUGAUGUUCAAAAGUGCCUUUUCUAUCAAUAUUUAUCUAACAUUAAUUUAUAAACCUUUUUUCAUAUUAAAAUCAUAUUAAAUUGAUUCAUAAACUGGACUAAAAACAGAUUAAAAUCAAAACAUAAACGAAACGUUGUGGUAGGACAAGCUUUCUACAAUAUAGUUCAUUAAAUUCUGUAGUUUUUGUGAAAUUAACCUUAAAUACUGGGUUAUAAUGUUCAUUUUCAGUUAAAAGACCAAACCUUAUAGCAUAAACUAAUUCAAUGUAGAUAGUAUUCAAAUUUUACAUUAUAUCAGUGUGAAAAACUAAAGGGCGAGCUAGGGCCAAUAUUUUUCAUAUCGCGCGUAUGUAGUUGGAGAGUUUCCUUGGUCAAAAAUAUGUCCAAAUGAUUUUACAUAAAUUGACUUGAAAAUAUUUUUCAUUUUCGUAUCUUUUCUAGUAAAACAAAUAUGCUAGUUACCCUACAAAAUAUGACGCCAGAUAUAACUCAUAUUUUCAUUUAAAAAUACUUUAAAUAUUGAUUUUGACUACUCGGAAACUACCCAAUACAUUUUAUUAUAACUUUCGUGAGACAUAUUAAAUUAAUUAUUAUGUUAUCGACUUACUCACGUAACUGUUUGACGAGGAACUCGACUAGUUAACGGAAUGCUGCUCAUGAAUAUGAGCCUCUAGCUCGGCUUGAAACUAGUCGAGUUCCUCGUCAAACAGUUACGUGAGUAAGUCGAUAACAUAAUAAUUAAUAUAAUACAUUUUGUUAUAAAAAGGUUAAUUUCACAAAAACUACAGUACAAGCUUACACUAUAGUGUUUAUACAAAAUAAUAUAAUAUGCAAUACUCAACGGUUUGCCGUGACAAGAAGAGUUUGGAUUCAAACCGACCAGUUGUUGAUUAGUAAAGGAUUUUGGGUGAACUCAUGGACAUUAAAAUAUGUAUUAUAAUAAUACAUUGUUAAAAAGCCGUCAGAACUUAGCUUGUAUGUAAAAUCACUUCUGAAAUAAUCACUAAAUAUGUUUAUCAUACCUUCAGUGCGUGAUCGUGGCUUGGAAUAAAAGCCCCGUUUCAUUAAGUCGGUCGACUUGGUCGCCGGCAACAAGUUGCGCAACCAUGUUGACACCAGGUCUAGUAAUUUAAUUGUAUACUUUUUGUUAGUCGUACAACUGAAAUUAAUAGAGAAUUACAAUAUUUUUUUUACGUCUGAAUUUAAUUAGAUUUUUGUAUUUUUUUCUAAUGAAUUUCUAUCCAAAUCUUUCAGCUCAAAAAACAAGUUUCAGUAUAAUAAUGCAACAUAUUUAGUGAUUGUUUUAAAUUAAAAGUUUGAAUUUAUGAAGGAAGAAAUAAUUAUAAACAUGUUUUCGAAGAAAUUCAAGUGUGAAUAAAAAUAAAAAUGUUAAUAAAAGCGUCCCUUUGUAUCUUGUGAACAUUGGCUCAAGAAGUUAAAAUACGUGAAAGAAGAAAGGAUUUUGUCAAGAAUGGUAUUGUAAAUGUGAUAAUAAAUAUGUCUUCUAAAUAUACGCGAAUGCUAUUUAAUUUGAAAUAAAAGUGUAUCGCGUCAAAGUUUUGUGUCUACCUUAUUAAAUGCCUUCCCUACACCCCCCAUUUUGAGUCGAAACUGCCAUAGUUUUAUGAUAUGGUAGAAAUGAGUUCACCCAAGUUCUAAAUAGCAGUUUUUGUAAAUAUAUCUAUAUAUAUACUUACUGAUUUUAUUUUCUUCGUAUAGGUAAUAUCAAACGUAAUAUUCUAAAAUAUGAGUGUCUACUUUUUUAGUAAAGAAACUAGGAUUGUGUGAAUGAAAAGUAUGUCGAUAUAGAAACAAAAUAAUUUAGCGAGCCUCGCAGACUUUGUUUCGUCUGCGCAUAUUUGUAAUUUUUUAUAUAAAGAACCUAACAAUGUUAAACAGAACGAAAAAGAAUUAACGAACACAUUUGGCGAUCAAUUUUUAUAUUAUACUUACAUUAAUUGCGUUAUUCAUUAACUUUUAAUUCCAAAUUCUAGCAAUAGCUUUUUGUAUAAUCCAAAAGUCAAUUCACAAACAAAUAAUUUGAUUAAAUAUUUUGUCACAUGAUAGAAAAUACACAGUGUCUCGCGUGGAGCCACGUUUUGCCACAUGAUGGGUUAAUGACGAUUUCUGGUAAAAUAGCUGAUUACUUUUCAACUGACAUAAUUCACACUUUCCAAAGUCCUUUACUAAUAAAAGAUGGAACUCAUAUACACCUUAUGAACCGAUAUAAAUAUAAAUAAACAGUUAAGAUUUGCCUCCUAAUGUUAGUGUACGAAAAUACUACAUUUUCCCCGUAACUUUCAGUAUUUUUUAUAUAAAAAACAAAAUGUAAAUAGCUGAGAAAUGUACCUUAAUAAACCUAUUAUAAUCCUAGGCUUCCAUUUCAGACUAAAUACAUAGUGAAUUAAUAAAUUAUACUAGUUGUAGUUAGCAAAAAUUGUACCAUACAAAAGUGACAAAAAAUAACCUCGUGUAGGUAAGGAGCAACACAUACCAUUAAAUUUUGAUAACUUAUUUAUUCAGACACACUUAUUUCUCUUUAUUGGACUCCAAUUUUUGAGUUUUUAACACCAAUUUUAUAUUCACCGAAAAAAAUGCACAAUAUUAUUACAUUACGAUCGGCCAUCUUUUUUUUUACUCAAACGUCAAAAUUGGCGCCAAUUCAGUUUCUUUUUUUUCUUCAUCGAUCAGAUAGGGGAAUCAAAUCACGCAGGGUUAAAUACUAAAACUGCUGUACAUAGUGCCUAUUUGCAGUAUAUGAGAGAAAUAAAUACCUAAGUGCAUUUAGAUACUUAUCUACCUUACUAUUGCGCAUUGCAAUACCUAGUAGAAGCUAGUUAUCAGAAACACUAAGUACUUAUGGAUAAUACUGAUAUAAUUCUACAAAUUAGAUAGCAAAUAACAUGAAUAUACACAAUAAUCAAUAAAGAAAUAGAUAAAUUAAUAAUGUCGCUAGUGUUUUAGUUUUUGUAGAAAAAAAAAACAGUUUUUGCAAAAUAUAUGCCACCGUUGACACGGUAAUUACUCCAUUUUAAAUUAUUUUUACAAUCCUCAUAAAAUAGCGAAUUGUCUAUAAAUAUAAAAAUAAGCAUUUUAAGUAGAUAGGCAUAAAAUUAAUCGUUGAAAGUUACGGGGAAAUUAGUAUUUAUAAUAUUUUAAAUAUGUAAGUAAAGUAACUAAUGAAUUAAUUUGCUUUUUAUAGGCACACAAGCGGAUUACUUUUUCCUUUUUAAAACUAGACUGUCGUGUAAUAUCGACUUUUUUAUCUUUCAUACCUUCCAUUAGAAUCGAUUUUAGUAUUUUAUCUUAGUUUUCCUAUCGGACUAUUUAGUUCAAGAGUAUAUUUUGAAAAAUAAAUUGAUUUAACGCAUGUUCCGAAAUGUCCCAGAUUAAUUUCAAAAUAGAAAAAAAAAAAUGUCUUACCUCGUAAUGGACCGCGUUUUUUUUGACAUUGACAGUUAACUGUCACUGUCAGCGAAAAGCGCGCGAAUACGUCGGCAACAAAAAAACUUUAACGAAAUUUUUAACGCUCUGAAACCUCAAAAACUUUUUAUUAUAAUACACGCUGUAGUGAUUAUAUCUAUUAUGUAAAAAUAAUCAUUGAUGGGUCCCAUUUAAAUUUUGGCCUUCUAUUCACCCGUCAUUAUACAUAAAUUCGCGUUAUUUCUUUAUUAUUUACUCAAAUCCUUAUGUCAAAGGUACGUUUUGAGUGGUUUUUGUACCAAUACACUUGUUAAUUACCAUUUUUAUCGUUACUACGUCAUAUUUAAAAUGCAACUGCCCAAUAUUUAUCACGCUAGCAUUUGACUAAGAGUAUCCUUAGUACUUUCGUUCGGCGCUCUGAUUGGCCGGCUCUAAUAAACCAACCAAUCAGAGCGCCGACCGCGCUCUCGUUUCGUUUACGUAAAGCAAACUCGUACUAAGGGUGCAGUCAAAAUGCCGCUUAGUAUGAAGUUAACUGUUUUCAUAGAUAUUCGUAUAAUAUUUAAUUGUUGCGUAUAAAAAUAAGCUAAACUUAAGCUGUUUUUAAGUGAAACUUUAUAAGAAAAUUGGCAAUAAAAACGCUACGAGAGUUGUACUCGCAUUAAAUUUAGUAAAAUGUGUAUCUACUGGAGAUUAAUAAUUCUAUUAUAUCGGAGACUUUGAUGCAGUAUAUUUCCUUGGUAUCAGACAAUCUGAUGUCCGUAGUUCUUUUUUAAAUGUAACGGUGUGUCCAUUCGACCGUGGUGUUUUUUUUUUUAUUAUUUAAACCAUGAUUUUUAUUAAUCAAUGUUUAGUUUCUUCGUCCAAAGAUGUAAGCUCUGGAUUAUUUUUUUAGUAAAAUGCAGGGAGGAGUGCUGUACAUGAUGUUGUAUAUAUAGUUUUAAUGGAAAAUAAAAGCAUUCUUUCUGUA